Arabidopsis thaliana (thale cress) is the source of this 1131-nucleotide messenger RNA. RefSeq names its product Bax inhibitor-1 family protein. Gene Ontology annotation, biological process: calcium ion transmembrane transport. The record is from RefSeq and is marked reviewed. Bases 178 to 858 code for a protein of 226 amino acids. Lineage: Eukaryota; Viridiplantae; Streptophyta; Magnoliopsida; Brassicales; Brassicaceae. Gene Ontology annotation, cellular component: membrane. The transcript is spliced from 6 exons.
UUUCAACUCAUGCAAUGCGACAUCGACAUAGGUCACAAAGGGUAUUAUUGUCUAACAAAAGACUCGUUACUCUCUCAAACAAAGAAAACACUUGUUUUUCUUCGUUCUCCAUUAUACUUGUUUCACUAUUAUACUUGUUUCACUCCAUAAAAAUCUUACCAUUAAAAGAAACAGAUCAUGGACGGGCUUAAAGACUUCAGUCGGAUCUCUCCGGCGAUUCAGAGUCAUCUUAUGCGGGUUUAUUUCAGCUUAUUCUGUAUUCUUGCUGCGUCUGCGUUUGGAGCUUACCUUCACAUGCGCUUGAAUAUCGGUGGAACCAUUACUAAGCUUGGAUGGGUUUUAAGUUUAUUGGAGCAUGUGGUUUCUUGUCCUCCAUAUAAACAUAAAAUAAGGUUUUCACUUCUGCUUCUCUUUGGUGUUCUUCAUGGGGCUUCAGUUGGUCCAUGUAUCAAGUCCACAAUCGAUAUUGAUUCAAGCAUCCUUAUCACCGCGUUCUUAGGAACUGCGGUGAUAUUUUUCUGUUUCUCGGCAGUGGCAAUGCUGGCAAGACGCAGGGAGUAUAUCUACCUCGGAGGACUGCUUUCGUCUGGCUUUUCCUUGCUAACGUGGCUCAAGAAUUCUGAUCAGUUUGCCUCUGCGACAGUUGAGAUUCAGAUGUACCUUGGACUCCUGCUCUUCGUGGGAUGUAUAGUGGUGAACACACAGGAGAUAAUAGAGAAAGCACACUGUGGUGACAUGGACUACGCGGUACAUUCGCUGAUCCUUUACAUUGGCUUUGUACGUGUGUUCCUUCAAAUUCUCAGUAUAAUGUGGAAUACCUCUGCCGAUAGAAUAAGAAGAAAUAAUGAAGAAACUUAGGCAAAGAGUGGCAAAGAAAAUAAAACAAGACAUUUGUGGUGACAACAGUACUGUUUUUUUUUUCUUGGUGAUAUUGACCACAUUUCUGAUCCUUAAUUAUUUGAUAAACAGUUUAUAGCGAUUAAGUGGUCCAAAGUUUCAUCAUGUGAAUUGAAAAACUAGGGUGCGAACUCCUCUAGCCACAAUUGCAACUUGUGUUUAUAGUUGUUAUAGCCACAAUUGAUGCCUUAAAUUGUAAAAGUAUAUGGUUUUAUAUGAAUAUGAUUUUGUAAA